AUGAAUCCUCUACAAAACUCCACAGGAUCUUUAAAAGAAGAAGAAGAUAUGUUACUAGCCAUGACACUUGGCGGGAUGGGAUUUAUCCCUUAUGCAGUGAAAACUGCUAGAGACUUAGGGUUUUUUGAGAUUAUGGCUAAGGCCAUACCCUCAGGGACCCAUCUCUCACCGUUGGAUUUGGCUUCCAAGGCUGCGCCGAAGAAUCCAGAUGGUCCAGUGAUGAUUGAUCGAUUGCUACGCCUCCUUGUCGCAUAUUCGGUGUUCACUUGUAAGUUGGUGAAGGAUGAAGAAGGUAGAGACUCAAGGACAUAUGGACUAGGGAAAAUUGGAAAGAAAUUCGUUAAGGAUGAAGAUGGAAUCUCAAUUGCGCCAUAUGUGCUUUUGUCCUGUACACAAAGCAAGGGAACUGUAUGGUCUCACCUUACAGACGCAAUACGAGAAGGCGGAGCGACCACAUGGGAUAGAGCUCAUGGGCCAUUGUUCUUUGAACACAUGAAGGAAAAUGAAGAUAGCUUCGAAAGUUUCAACGAAGCAAUGAUGACUCAUACGUCAAUAGUUAUGAAGAAAAUAUUAGAGAACUACGAUGGGUUUGAGAGUGUGGGGGAUUGCACCCUGGUAGAUGUAGGAGGUGGCGUAGGCGCUAAUCUUGCCCAAAUUCUCUCCAAGUUCCCACAUCUUAAAGGUGUCAACUUUGACUUGCCUCACGUCGUCUCAGAAGCUCCCCAAAUUCAUGGUAAACUUGUCCUUUUUCUUGUUUUUACUUAG
Molecule: messenger RNA, 765 nt
Organism: Microthlaspi erraticum
Lineage: Eukaryota; Viridiplantae; Streptophyta; Magnoliopsida; Brassicales; Brassicaceae
Source: the annotation of a GenBank genome assembly